Messenger RNA from Sus scrofa (pig), 8152 nucleotides. Lineage: Eukaryota; Metazoa; Chordata; Mammalia; Artiodactyla; Suidae. The record is from RefSeq and is a predicted model, not a curated record.
GCUUUGUCCUUUUUAUUGAUGAGUGGCAGUCCAUGGGACAGAUGUUCCAGUUUGUUUAACCAUUCACCCAUCGAAGGACAUCUGGAUUGUUCCUAGGUUUUGAUUAUUGUGAAUAAUGCUGCUAUGAACAUUAGUGUAUGGGUUUUGUGAGAAUAUAAAUUGUUACUUCUCUGUGACAAAUGCCCAAAAGCAUAGUUGCUGGGUCAUAUGCUAAGCACAUUCUGGUGUGUGAGAAACUGUUCUCUUUUCCAGAGUGGCUAUUCCGUUUCACAUUCCCACCAGUAUUAUAUGAAUGAUCCAGUUUCUCUUCAUCCUCACCAGUUUUUGGUGUAAUCAGAGUCAAUCUGAUAGAUGGACUGCUCUUUUUCUUGCUGGAGGGGUUCCAAGAUGUGUAAAAGACUAUGGGCUUCCAUUUUAUGACUCCGUUCACACUAGGUGUUUCUAGAACACUUGGAAAGGAUCGGAAACCGGGCAGAGCUGAAGAACAGAAGGUGACUUAGGAAACGGCGGGGAUCUUCACUCCCUGGGGCCCUAGGGCAAGAAGAAGGGCGAGCGGCCAGCAGAGAACGAGUGCUUCAGAGAAACAGGAUGGCAGUGCUGUGGAAAACCAAGCCAGGAGGUCUUCAGAAACGAGGAGAGGUGCAGCCGUCUGAUGUGGUCAUGAACCCCAAACAGGUCUUCUUCUCAGUGCUGAUAUUUGGGGCAGCAGGGCUGCUCCUCUUCAUGUAUUUGCAAGUCUGGAUUGAAGAACAACACACAGGAUGGGGGCCUAUAAAUUACUUGCAGCCUAUACCCAGAAUCAUGACUAGAGAAACAAUCCAGGAACGUAUCACCAACCAGAACCUCAAAUCCCACGUGCCUAAGGAUCCCAAGGAUAAAAAGGAAAAUCUACUCAACUCCCAGAGGCCUCCUAGGGUCUUAACAGACACCAGUCACUCGCAAGGAGAGGCUCAAGCUUUGGGUAGGACCACAGGGUCCCCGAGAAUUCAGUUGAUUGAAAAACACCUGGAGACUAAGACUUUUUUCAGGAAGUUCAGCGAAAUGAAUUGGCCGAUGGACCCUCGCCCUUUAAACAAAAGCUUAGUCAAAGAUAGCAAAUGGAAAGGAAUUGAUGCUACUCAAGAAAAACGCAGGUCUUUCCUUCAGGAAUUUUGCAAGAAAUAUGGUGGAGUGAGUCGCCCGCAGUCCCAUCUUUUUCACAUGGUAUCCAGGAUCUAUGUAGAAGAUAAACACAAAAUCUUAUACUGUGAAGUACCAAAGGCCGGUUGUUCCAACUGGAAGAGAAUUCUGAUGGUACUCAAUGGAUUGGCUCCCUCUGCGCACAACAUUUCCCAUGAUGCUGUUCACUAUGGGAAGCAUUUGAAAAAGCUCGAUAGCUUUGACUUAAAAGGGAUUUAUACUCGCUUAAAUACCUACACCAAAGCUGUGUUUGUUCGUGACCCCAUGGAAAGAUUAGUGUCAGCAUUUAGGGACAAAUUUGAACACCCUAAUAGUUACUACCACCCAGUAUUUGGGAAGGCAAUUAUAAAGAAAUACCGGGCAAAUGCCUGUGAGGAAGCAUUAAAUAAUGGCUCUGGAGUCAAAUUCAAAGAGUUCAUCCACUAUUUGCUAGAUUCCCACCGCCCGGUAGGAAUGGAUAUUCACUGGGAAAAAGUCAACAAACUCUGCUAUCCGUGUUUGAUCAACUAUGAUUUUGUAGGGAAAUUUGAAACUUUGGAGGAUGAUGCUAAUUACUUUUUGCAGCUGAUUGGAGCUCCAAAGGAGCUGAAAUUUCCCAACUUUAAGGACAGGCACUCUUCUGAUAAAAGAACCAAUGCUCAGGUGGUGAGACAGUAUUUAAAGGAUCUGACUAGGACUGAGAGACAAUUAACCUAUGACUUUUAUUACUUGGACUAUUUGAUGUUUAAUUAUACCACUCCAUUUUUGUAGUUUGCCCUCAAUUUCUAGAACCCUGUCUUUACUUCAUCAUGAUGGCCUCAAAUCAGUUAGAUGUGAUUUUCCUAUAAUUCUCUGUAUGAGAGAAAUUUAACUAAGUGCAGUUGUCUUGAUUUACUGAAGAUUUUUACCAAACCUUAUGAAGCCAAUUGGCACAAAGUUAUAGGAAAAUUACCUAACAGAGACACGUAAACAACUUCAGUUGCAGUUGCUCUAAAAUAUUUGGAAAAGAGCUGCUUUUGCAUUAUGGAUUAUAUUAUAGAAGCAAUAACCUAGCCAGCUGCUACAUUAGCUACAACUGCCUCUUGGAGGGGGAGGUAGUGGGAAAAUAGCAUGAGUGUAUGGAAUUUGUUGUCUAAAGUACGUGGAGAUGUUUGGAGCAGUCUGAGGCAUAUGAAUCAAACAUUAGAUAGUUUUCUGACACCUUGGAAGUCCUUCUCUCAUCUGUAAUGAUAAAUCAAUUUGGAAGUGGUAUUUUGGACCUGGGUAUUUUACUUUCGAUUGGAAGGCGUUGUGUGAUUUACAGUAUGAGCAUGUAGCAGAGAAACCAGAUGAGGCAAUGGCUUUUUAUAUUCAACAGCCAAUAAAAAAUGCACAACAUGCUAAGAUCAAAGCAACAAAAGCAACCUUCCUCUUCCAGAAGAACUUAAGGGAAUUGAUUCUGUUUUCUUUUGAGCCCUCUUUGCAGAGACAAAAUGAACGUAACCACGAAAGGUCUUCACUUCUGAAGCAGGCAGUUGAGACGUUUAAGACUCAUCAGGCAUAAAUGUGCUCCUAAUUCUGGUUUAAUUGGGCAGGGGGGGCAUUGUUUCAGGAUGGAAUAAUCAUCAAAAACAAAAGUUGCCACUCCGAAUAUAGACCUCAACAAUAACAAAGUUUUAUAAGAAUAUUAUUUGAAUCAAAGCAUCAUGUGCAUAGCUUUAUAUGUGCAAUGUACUCUAGGAUUGGCUUUUGUUUUCAGUCUAAUUAUUCAGCUUGGGAAUGACUUUUUAAAAACUAAUAUACCACUUCAAAGAUAGAUUAUGUUCCAGAGAAUAAACACAGAAAGAGCCCCUAGAAACGCUUUUUAAUAGGCUUAUGCGUACACAAAUUAAGGUAUUUUCUUUUCAAGUUUAAAUAUUCUGUAUAGAGUCCAAUGCUAUUGUAUUCAAAUGUUAAAUCAAAGUCUUCAGAAAAUUGGACCAUGUGUCACCCCUCUGAAAAUCUGUCAUGCAUUCUGGAAAUUUUUUCCAGGGGACCCUUGAUUUGAAGACACGUUUGGGUGGGGAAUUUAUUUUAAUUGGUCAACGGUGACUCUUGAGUUAAGCAACCCACACAUUCAAACCCUAUUUAAAUGCAUUUCUUGACUACGUUCCUCUUCUCCGGCUAUCAUUUUUUUGUGUGUGCAGUAAGUAUUCAGUUAUGUCUCUCAAAGAAAAGUAGGUGUUAAUAUUUGAAUAUUAAUAGACCAAGAUAGUUACAGUUGUACUUAUUUCAUUUUGAUUUUCCAUUUCAUGGCUGAGUAUUCAUGAAUUGCCUCACUCUUUACACAUGCCUGCCCCACCCCAUCUGUCUCCCAAGGAGUGGGGAACUGCAGCGGGCCCCCGGAUCAUAAGUAUUAAACCUUCUAAAACCAAACUUUUACUACUUUUCCACUCCAUUUACCCUUGCCUCUAAACCAUACGCUUAAGCUGUGCUCUCUGUUUCUAAGGAGUUUCACUCUAGCAUAAUCUAAAUUGUAUAAUUUAAAUUUUGCUAUACCAUGUAGAGCAGAUUCCUAGUAACUUAGACACCUUGAACUUACUUUUUCACAGAGAAAGGGAAAGAAAGAAUAGAGAAUAUGCCAUGAAGCAUGACAUUUUAUUCCUAAACUACACAAAACAACUUUUAGAUGGGAUCUGCUAUAAAGGAAAGAGGCCAUUUUCUCAAAGUUAUUCCUAAAACCUUAUGAGGAACAAACUGAAAACUUUCUUUUCAUAACUUUGGAAAGAAAAAAAAAAUGGAAACAAGGAUCUUAUCUCCAUUAACAUUGAGAGAAUGGAAUAUAUGUGUGUGUGUGUGUGUGUGUGUGUGUGUAUAAAAAGCCAAUCAUAUAUAUAACCGACCAUAUGUAUAGAUAUACACAGGUAUAUAUAGUUGUUUGGCAUUCAUGUCUGAGAAAAGGGGUGAGAGGAGGAAAAUGAUACCCAAUGCUCUCUAUCAAAGCUGUUCUACACCUUAUCCUGCAAAAGCUCAUUCCUGACCCAUUGCGCAGAGACUAUGUAACAGAGGGAGCUCUUCAGUCUUUCUCUUCCCCAGUGGACUCUCUGAUGCCAACUGGCAUCCCGUGUCUGUAUGUGUUUUUAUGAAGGAAAAACAUUUUUUUCAUAUACUUGCUCUUCCUUUUAAAUGACGUCUGUUCAUCUUAGGCCCAAAGAAGCCACCAUCAUCCUGGAUUCCUUGGGAUUUUAAAUACAUUUCCCAUUUGUUGUCCUGAAUUACUCCAUUUUGCAGACCAGUUCCCAUUCACCUUUGUCAUUUGUGCUUAUGUAUAAAGGACAAGUGUGGACCUCACUUGUCCAUUGGACAGUCACCAUUUCUUGGAUUUAGUUUCCAAAUCUACACUCAUCUUCCAGAUGUCCAGUGUUCCCAUUUUUAACAUUAGCAUGCUUUAGGUAUAAUUAUCAAGUCCUCUAAUUAAACCCUAAGGAUCCUAUUUAUUUUUAUAGGCAGCAGUAACAGCCUGGGCAGACCCCUUCAUUCUGUUAUUCUUCUGUCUGAAAUUAUUCUUAGGGUAACAAGUUGGCAAUUAAACCCCAAACCACAGUUAUUUAACCUGCUAAACUACUUAUGAGUGUAUAUUGUAAAUAUGAUUGUGCCCAGAAACUGCCAUGAACUUCAGUGGAGACUUAGGCACAGGACACCCAACUUUCUAAUUUUCUCGAAUGUGUUUGGAAAUAUCUAUUAAGUCCAUGGGAAUGUGGGACUGCUUGCUAAAUUCUCUAACUUCACAGUCUAUAAAGUAUUAUCUAGCAAUUCAAGAACUUCUUGAAUGCCAUUUAUAAUUACAAAGAGGAAGAAAAACUGUUACAUUUUUUUCAGGAAUAAUUAUUCUUCAAAAAGGUGUUACCUACUAAACACUGUAUGUUACUGUUUAGCUGAAGGGGAUGUAUAAGUUAAUGCAGAGAAUUUGGGAUAUUAGAGUUCUCCUUGAGAAGAUCACUGGCUGAAUUAGUAGAAGUUGGAAUUACUAAGCUGGGGCUGCAAUAAACAUCUCCCUGAUCUGAAUUCUCAUUUGGCCCCUUGGGUUAUCUUUAAAAGUCUAGGCUUUCACUGAAAUUUAGAGGAGCAGAAACUUUGUUCAUAAUUAACAUCCCCAAUGUGCUCUGAUAUUUGAAGAAUGGUGGGCCAAAGCGUUUAAUAGCAGCUCAACCACCUGAGGACCUUAGACCAUAGUUUAGUUACCUUUAGAGUCAUACCAUCUCUGUCCCAAUCAUAACCACUUUAAUAAUAUUCAUAAUCAAAGCUAAUAGUUGUUCAAUAUUUAAGUGCCUUUCAUGCAUUAAUUUAUUUAUUCUCCAUAAAUCAAUCUAGAUUAGAUGUUAUUAUAGGCCCCCCAUGUAUAAUAAAGGGUGUGGCUGAAUAACUUGCCUAAGGAGACAUCGUUGGUAAUUAGGUACGGAUACAGGAUAAACUCAAGCCACAAAUACAACUACCAAACACUCUUCUUAGAAUACUAUAAAUUAACUACUUCUUCUGCUUUCUCUUACCUAUAUUCAGAACAGCCAAAGGCAAGAAAUAGAUACUGGCAUCUGGAAACUUUUUUGACAUUUCAAAUCAGUUUAUCCCUUGAUUCUUGCUGAGUUAAGCUGACAGAUUCAAAUAUUUUAUUAAAAAUUAGGCUUCCUCUCCCUCCUCCUUUUUUUAUCCUAGUUGGUCAUGAGAUGCAACAUUUAUAAAAAAGGGGGGGAGUCUUUUAAACAAAUUGAGCCUAAAAAAACCAAAAUAUCAUCUUGAUAAGAAAGUCCAGAUGGAUAUGGGCAAGGUCAAGGGGAAUAGAGUCCAAGAGGAAGCAAAUUCAGCCAAUUUUCCGCAUAUUGGCACCUGAUGGCCAUUGAGGAUGGUCAUGGCUCAGCAAGUCAGCUGAAGUGAAAACUCCAUAACCACUGUUAGAAACUAAGCAAUUGUGUAUGUCUUUUUCCUGAGUUCCCAUCCCCAGUACUAUUUUGGUAUUUAGAUAACCCUAAACUAACGCAGGAAGAAAGUAGAAAAGAAUAGAGGAGGAGAUUAACUAAAGCCAACUGAAACUACCAUGGAAAAAGUUGACUUAAGUGCUCAGCUAGAGGAAGGCAGACUUUUCCUAGACCUGCAGGGCAUUCUACCUGAGAAAGGCCAACUCUGAGCUCAACAGAGGGGCAUUUCCUCACUCCAUUUAAUUCCCAGGAUUGACUGUUCACGCUCAUCUUAGUUCUUCACCAGGACCUUUUUCUUCCAGAUGAUUAUCUUCAAAUCCAUUUAAGCAAUCAUUUUUUUUUCUCAUCACUAAGCCUCUGCUCAAGUCUCGCCUUGAAAUACUUUCUCUCUGGACAUUCAUUUCAUGUUAACUCACCAAGGAAUCUUUUUAGAUUAUUUAAUUUUCAAGCCUUAUCUCUUCAUGAGCUCUUUUAUCAAUGGCGAAAGGCAAAAUGAUCUGAUAUGACAUGCAUCAGAUUCUUCUUCUCUUGCCAAUGAAUGCAAGCUUUACUUCCCUUACUUUUUGUUUUUUUGCUUCAUUAAUUUAUUUGUUCAUUUGCUAUAUCCCUCUCCAUAGGCAUAUUAAAUCUUGGUUGUCACUGGAAUGUGUCUUAGGUCUUCUGAAAAUGUGUCUAAUUCAGUUUGCACAGUUUCUAGCAAAGCACUGGAUGGAAAGAGUUUCUUUAGUAACUGUUUUCAUGAUGUUGUGUAAAGAUCCCCCUACCACUUCUCUUAGUGUAUAAUGUGUAUAUUUCUGCCUUAUGGCCUUCAGGUAUCUAUAGGAUCAGUGGAUUUAAAGAGAAGGCUCCAGGGAGUUCCCCCAUCGUGGUUCAACAGAAAUGAUUCUGACUAGCAUCUAUGAGGAUGCAAGUUCAAUUCCUGGCCUCGCUCAGUGGGUUAAGGAUCCGGCAUUGCCAUGAGCUGUGGUGUAGGUUGCAGACAUGGCUUGGAUCUGACAUGGCUGCUGUGGGUGGGUAUGGCUGGCAGCUACAGCUCCGAUUUGACCCCUAGCCUUGGAACCUCCAUAUGCGGCCCUAAAAAGACAAAACAAAACAAACCCCAGCUCUACCUUCUAGGGGAAGUGCUUCCAAAGGAAAAGCAAUUUCUUUUCUUCUUCUUCUUUUUUUUGCUUUUUAGGGCCACACCCACAGCAUAUGGAUGUUCCCAGUCUAGCAGUCUAAUCGGAGUAACAGCUGCCGGCCUACACCACAGACAGCAACUCCAGAUCCGAGCUGCAUCUGUGACCUACACCAUAGCUCAUGGCAAUGCGGGAUCUUUAACCCACUGCACGAGGCCAGGGAUUGAACCCGAAACCUCAUGGUUCCUAGUCGGAUUUGUUUCCGCUGCACCAAGAAGGAACUCCAGGAAAAGCAGUUUCCGAUCAUUUUUUGGUCAGUAUUUGUGUUGUGCAACCACUGAGGUCAUCACAUUCUGGGUUUUCUUAUUCUCACUUGAAAUGCUACCUGUCCUUCAGUCUUCUACCCAGUGGAUUAGCCCAACAGUAUUCACUGUUUGAAGAAAUCUCUUUUGACCAGCAACAAAGACGUUGGUAGCAAUCCAGUACCUUUCUUUGGCAUCCUUCUGUCUUGGCCACUGGGUCUCCUAGCAACAACAUUCCUUCCCAACCCCUUCAGCAGAGGCAAGUCAUUCUCCUGGGGCCCUGGGAACCUCAACAUCUAUGGAGGACUGGUUCCCACUGAUGCUGUUACCCCAUAACCUUCCUUCAAAAAGCCUUCCUGUCCUGAAGGUGUAUCCACUCUUUCUCUACUCUGAAAAACCUUUUUCCCAGAAAUCUGGCGUAUAACACUCCCUGCCACCCCAUUCGUGCAAUUAUCCUGGCCAACUUUAGCAUUCCCAAUGACAUUCCACUGCCUUUGCUUCUCAGUGCUCUAGCCUCUCUUUCUCCCACUUCAACCCUUGGAGAGCUGGGGAAAACAGAAAUACAGCCAUGGGAAGUGGUAGCUAUGACUCUUGUCUCCAAAGACAGAAAAAAAAAAAAAAAAAAAAAAAACACAUAGUAACCUAU